CUACUACUACUCCCUUUUUUGGUUUCCGUCUCCGCGGCUGUUUUGGGUCAGGAACUCGAGCCCAGCUCCAGUCACGUCUUCUCUUCUUCAGGCAAUCUCAUUCAGCAAUGAAGGCCGCCACGAUCGUUGCCCUGGCGAUCGCAUUCGCGGCCCCCCGCGCGACCGCGGAGGAGGUCAGCCCGGUCGGGAAGGUGCUGCAGCUCUUGUCUGACUUGCAGGCAAAGGUUCGGCGAAUUGUUGGCGAGGGGGAGAAAUCGCAGAAGGUCUUCGAGGAGUUCUCCGAGUGGUGCGAAGAGCGCAGCAAGCAUCUCUCCUUCGACAUAAAGACGGCCGAGUCGGAGUCUACGCAGCUCAAGGCCACCAUCUCGGAGGAGGCGGCCCUGAUCGCGUCGCUGACGACCAAGGCCGAGAAGCUAGCGUCCGACAUCGCCACCGACCAGGCCGAUCUGAAGGCGAGCACAUUCAUCCGCGAGAGGGAGUCCUCGGAGUUCUUGUCGGAGAAAACGGAGCUGUCGGAGAUCAUUGACACGCUCGAACGGGCCAUCGGCCUCCUUGAGAAGCACGGCGCAUCGAUGCUGCAGCUCAAGUCGGCUGGCACUGUGGCCGACGCCCUCGCCGUGAUGGUCAAGGCCUCCAUGUUCAGCUCCGCCGACGCCGAGAGGCUGAACUCCUUCGUGCAGCAGGGCUCGGAGGACGGCGGGGACAACAUGGGCGCGCCCUCCGCCGCCGUGUACGAGGGGCACUCCGCUAACAUCGUCGCGACCCUGACGGACCUGCUCGAGAAGGCGCAGGGGCAGCUCCAGGGCGCCAGCAGUGCCGAGACGGCAAACUUGCACGCAUUCCAGCAGCUCAAGCAGUCGAUCGAGGACGAGAUCGCGUACGGCGAGAAGGAGCUGGCGGAGGCCAAGGCGGGGAUUGCGUCGAGCGGCGAGAGGAAGGCCACGGCGGAGGGAGACCUCUCGAGCACGUCCGCGGCGCUCGGCGCGGACGCGAAGACAAGGGGUGACCUGCACCAGGAGUGCAUGACCAAGGCGCAGGAGUUUGAGGCGGAGGUGAAGUCCCGCGGCGAGGAGCUGAAGGCACUGGCCGAGGCGAAGAAGGCCAUGGUCGACAACACCGGAGCUGCCGCCUCUCUCUCGUACGGCCUCAGCCAGGUCUCUCUGCUCCAGAGGCUCAGCACCAGCACCGACCUGGCCCACUUCGAGGCGGUGCGCUUCAUCAGGGACCUGGCGCACAAGCAGAACUCCAGGUCCCUUGCGCAGCUCGCCUCCCGGAUGGCGACGGCCGUGCGGAUGAGCUCCGGCGGGGCCGACCCGUUCUCGAAGGUGAAGGGGCUCAUCAAGGAUUCUGCAGGCUAG
Messenger RNA from Prorocentrum cordatum, 1358 nucleotides. NCBI's taxonomy places the organism in Eukaryota, Dinophyceae, Prorocentrales, Prorocentraceae. The record is from the annotation of a GenBank genome assembly.